AUGUACCCCAGUCCCCCAACCUCGGAAGAUCAAGAGGAGCGACAGCCAGCAUGGCCGGAGGCCCACGUAAACGGGCGGACUAUUGUUUUUGGUGUAUCCGCGAUCUACGUCUUCUCGCCCAACCAUCAAACAUUCGCGAUUCCGGUAGCUGCCAUCAGCCGAGUGGAGGUGUUGAAUGGCGAGACGAGCAUCCAUCUGCGCCCCGCCGCUGUAGACGCCCGCAUGGAAGGACGCGCGCUCGAGAUG
Mesorhabditis spiculigera is the source of this 246-nucleotide messenger RNA. NCBI's taxonomy places the organism in Eukaryota, Metazoa, Nematoda, Chromadorea, Rhabditida, Rhabditidae. The record is from the annotation of a GenBank genome assembly.